AUGGUGACUUAUCUUCAUCAUAACUCCCUAGCAAUAACUACUUUUAUCUAUAGAGUUUCAGUCCUCUUUGCACUCUGCAUCACUCUCUUCACCAACCCAGCCCUCUCCGGCUACAAUAACCCCUUACAAGACUUCUGUGUAGCUGACCUCCAAGCUACCCCAUCCAACACUGGCUACCCAUGCAAGUCACAAGUCACCUCUGAAGACUUCUUCUACUCCGGCUUAAGCACUCCGCUAAACACUUCAAACCCUAAAGGUGUAGCCGCUAAUAGAGCAAACCUCAUGACGUUUCCAGGAUUAAACACGAUGGGAAUAUCAAUGUACAACGUUGCAGUGGCCGCAGGAGUAGCUAACCCGCCUCACUCCCACCCUGGUGUGACCGAGGCAGGGGUCGUGGUCGAAGGCUUGGUCUUGAUUGGGUUCUUGACGAAUAACUACACGUUGUACUCGAAGGUUGCUGGUCCUGGUGACAUGUUUGUGAUUCCUCCGGGGCUCAUACACUACGAGAUGAACGUUGGGAAAACGGAAGCUCGGCUUUUGACUGUGGUGGCUAGUGAGUGGCCUAGCGAGGUGCUUGUGCCGCACACUUUGUUUCUUGCGAAACCAGCGAUUCCAGACUUUGUUUUGAAGAAGAUUUUCAAGACUGAUGGUAAAACAAUCAACAUGCUCAGGACUAAGUUAGCUAAUUAAACAUAUGUUUAUGUGUUUCCACUGAAAAAAUGUAAUCUGGUAUGAGUUUGCCUUAAAAAUGAAUA
Messenger RNA from Brassica oleracea var. oleracea, 755 nucleotides. RefSeq names its product germin-like protein subfamily T member 3. The transcript has a single exon. Bases 1 to 690 code for a protein of 229 amino acids. The record is from RefSeq and is a predicted model, not a curated record. NCBI's taxonomy places the organism in Eukaryota, Viridiplantae, Streptophyta, Magnoliopsida, Brassicales, Brassicaceae. Gene Ontology annotation, molecular function: manganese ion binding. Gene Ontology annotation, cellular component: cell wall.